CGUACUUCGUCUUCUUCGUUAGCCAUGCGAACUAGAGUUCCUAAAGAUAUAGGAGAAGCCACGAUUGAUCCAGAGCCUGGGGAUUUGAUAAUUCCUCGGAGGUUUUUGCAUAAAAUCUCCAUGAAUACGACUUCGAAGAUGUCAAUGGGAGAGAGUUUGAUGGAGAAGCUUCGAGAGAUGGAUGUGAACAAGGAUAGGAUUCGAUUAGACGGUCUUUCUUCUCCGAAGGAGGAGACGUUGGGGCUUACUUUGCAAGACGUGAAGAAGUUGCUAAGAGCGUCAGAGAUUGAAGUUGUUAAAACGAAGCUCUUGGAGACCGGGAAAAUCUGGAUUCGUUACUCCGAUUUUGUUCGUGUUUGUAGUGACUCUUCUUUGGAUCCUUCUCAAGGACCUUUGAUCGCAAAGAUGCUUGAUGAUUCAGGAAACGUUAUCGUUUUGGGAAACUCUGUUUGUUUAAGACCUGAUCAGGUAACCAAAUCCAUCGAGGGGCUGCUUCCUUUACCACAGAUUCAUAACCCGAAUGACCCAAGAAGAAAGGAGCUAAAAGAGCUUGAAGCUAUAAAGACAGUCAUCGAACAGAAAGCACAUUCUUUGGUGAGAAGAGAGCUUUGGGCUGGUCUUGGUUACUUGAUCAUCCAAACCGCAGGGUUCAUGAGGCUAACGUUUUGGGAACUCACAUGGGAUGUUAUGGAACCGAUAUGUUUCUAUGUCACAUCGGUAUAUUUCAUGGCGGGUUAUGCGUUUUUCCUCAAGACAUCUAGAGAGCCUUCCUUUGAAGGGUUUUACCAAAGCAGGUUUGAGGCUAAACAGAAGAAACUGAUGGAAUGUGAGGAUUUUGAUGUUGGGAGGUACGAUGAGCUGAAGAAGCUGUUAAAUCCCAAGCCUUCAGGUGCUGUUUCCAAGAUUCUUGGAACUCUAUGGAAUUGAUCAUUGGUGUCUCGUUGUCCUACUAACCUGAGAAAGAUAAAUUGACCCCCAAAAUUGUGUCAAACAAUAAUUUUGAAAUUUACAU
Molecule: messenger RNA, 1012 nt
Organism: Arabidopsis arenosa
Lineage: Eukaryota; Viridiplantae; Streptophyta; Magnoliopsida; Brassicales; Brassicaceae
Source: the annotation of a GenBank genome assembly